AUGGACCCAUUACAAAGUAGCAGUAGGUCCAUGGAUGAAGAUGAUGACAAUGAUGAUGGUAAUAUUGAUCAUGAUGAUAUUGACGAUGAUAUUCAUAACGAUGGUAAUGAUGAUGAGGAGGAUGUUGAUAAUGGUAUUAAUGAUGAGAAGAAAGGUGAUAAUGGUAUUAAUGAUGAUGAGAAGGAUUGUGAUAUUGGUAUUAUAAUGAUGAGAAGGAUGGUGAUAGUGCAUGGUGAUAAUGGUAUUAAUGAUGAGGAGGAUGGUGAUAAUGGUAUUAGUGAUGAGGAGGAGGAUGGUGAUAAUGGUAUUAGUGAUGAUGAGGAGGAUGGUGAUAAUGAUGAGGAGGAUUGUGAUAAUGGUAUUAUUGAUGAGGAGGAUUGUGAUAAUGGUAUUAUUGAUGAGGAGCUAGGAUGGUGA
Messenger RNA from Lytechinus pictus (painted urchin), 417 nucleotides. Its product is annotated as prostatic spermine-binding protein-like. The record is from RefSeq and is a predicted model, not a curated record. The coding region runs from base 1 to 417 and encodes 138 amino acids. Lineage: Eukaryota; Metazoa; Echinodermata; Echinoidea; Temnopleuroida; Toxopneustidae. The transcript has 3 exons.